GCUGCUAGCAUGGCCACGGCCGUCCUGGAGCGCCUGAGCACGCUGUCGGUGAGCGGGCAGCAGCUGCGCCGCCUGCCCAAGAUGCUGGGGGACGGGCUGCCCAAGAUGCCCCGCACCGUGCCCGAGAGCGACGUCCCGCAGCUCUUCCGCGAGCCCUACAUCCACGCCGGCUACCGGCCCACGGGCCACGAGUGGCGUUACUACUUCUUCAGCCUUUUCCAGAAGCACAACGAGGUGGUCAACGUCUGGACCCACCUGCUGGCCGCCCUGGCCGUGCUCCUGCGCUUCUGGGCCUUCGCCGAGGCCGAGGCCCUGCCCUGGGCCUCCCCAAGGGCCCUGCCCCUGCUGCUCUUCGUCCUGUCCUCCGUCACCUACCUCACCUGCAGCCUCCUGGCCCACCUGCUGCAGUCCAAGUCCGAGCUGUCCCACUACACCUUCUAUUUCGUGGACUACGUGGGUGUGAGCGUGUACCAGUACGGCAGUGCCCUGGCCCACUACUUCUACAGCUCCGACCAGGCCUGGUACGAGCGCUUCUGGCUCUUCUUCCUCCCGGCCGCGGCCUUCUGCGGCUGGUUGUCCUGUGCCGGCUGCUGUUAUGCCAAGUACCGCUACCGGAGGCCUUACCCGGUCAUGAGGAAGAUCUGCCAGGUGGUGCCGGCGGGCCUGGCCUUCGUCCUGGACAUCAGCCCCGUGGCGCACCGGGUGGCCCUGUGCCACCUGGCCGGCUGCCAGGAGCAGGCAGCCUGGUACCACACCCUCCAGAUCCUCUUCUUUCUGGUCAGCGCCUACUUCUUCUCCUGCCCGGUCCCCGAGAAGUACUUCCCCGGGGCCUGCGACAUCGUGGGCCACGGGCACCAGAUCUUCCACGCCUUCCUGUCCAUCUGCACGCUCUCCCAGCUGGAGGCCAUCCUCCUGGACUUCCAAGGCCGCCAGGAGAUCUUCCUCCAGCGCCACGGGCCCCUGUCCGUCUACGCUGCCUGCCUCUCCUUCUUCUUCUUGGCCGCCUGCAGCGCGGCCACUGCCGCCCUCCUGCGGCACAAGGUCAAGGUCAGAUUGACCAAGAAAGAUUCCUGAAGAGGACGA
Messenger RNA from Sorex fumeus (smoky shrew), 1083 nucleotides. RefSeq names its product progestin and adipoQ receptor family member 8 (gene PAQR8). Gene Ontology annotation, cellular component: plasma membrane. Gene Ontology annotation, molecular function: steroid binding; nuclear steroid receptor activity. The transcript has a single exon. The coding region runs from base 10 to 1074 and encodes 354 amino acids. NCBI's taxonomy places the organism in Eukaryota, Metazoa, Chordata, Mammalia, Eulipotyphla, Soricidae. The record is from RefSeq and is a predicted model, not a curated record. Gene Ontology annotation, biological process: response to steroid hormone.